AUGGUAAUUAUGCUUUUUUCAAGUUUUCCAUCUUUCUACUUUUCAUUAUUUUCACCUCUCAUUUUGCAUUUUUCCAAUUUUUUGCAUUUUCAGUUUUUUGCAUUUUCAAUUUUUUGCAUUUUCUCAUUUUUCAGAUUCAUUCAAUUUAAUUCUAACACUGCGAAUUGCAUUCUCUCACUCAUCAUGGCCAAAGAAGACGAGGAACUAAACGAGAUCUGGUCUCUAUUCAAAGACAGUCCUGAGGAGUACAAGGAAAGAAGGCGACAAAUCACCAAAACCAUCCAGAAUGAAGCCACUGGGUUCCCCACACAAAUGUCAAUAAUCACAGCAUUCGAUGAACUUUUGCUGUGUUUUGCUAUAGGGGGACAAUUGAAGAACUAUUAUCGGUAUGGUACCUAUUCCAACUGUCAGGAACAGCGGGAAAAGUUUUGGUUUUCCAUGAGGCAUGGCAGCUUUUUUGAGUCUGAUGAACCAUUGGAUAAAUUGACUCCGAAGCAGCUUGAAAAACGUCAGAAAAUCGCUGACUUUUAUAAGAAACGGUUGAUGGCAACCAAGGCACGAGGCAGCUCGGAAGAUGUUUGGGAUCUCAGAAAGAAGAAGUUGGACAAGCCAUUCAGAGAGGAAUAA
Messenger RNA from Meyerozyma guilliermondii ATCC 6260, 627 nucleotides. RefSeq lists its product as uncharacterized. Bases 1 to 627 code for a protein of 208 amino acids. The record is from RefSeq and is a predicted model, not a curated record. Lineage: Eukaryota; Fungi; Ascomycota; Pichiomycetes; Serinales; Debaryomycetaceae. The transcript has a single exon.